This is a messenger RNA of Oikopleura dioica, 807 nucleotides long. Lineage: Eukaryota; Metazoa; Chordata; Appendicularia; Copelata; Oikopleuridae. The record is from the annotation of a GenBank genome assembly.
AUGGAUCGAUUGUUGAAGGCUAAGACCCCAAGGCCGGAUACGCCAAUUUUCCGUUCCAAAAAACGGUUCGCGGAUGCCAUGGAAAUGGCUACUCAAUCUCCUAUCGCCAUCAAAUUGAUGCAAAAGGCGGCAAAACAAGGGGAAAAUCUCCUGGGCAAGGUGAUUGGAUCGAAGCGAAAGGCCACGCGCGGCGCUCCAUUGCAAACAGUGCCACAAUGCUCCCCUAUCUUUGAGUACCGAGCCGGAAAACGCAAGCGGACGUCGUCUGGUCGAAAAUCGCCAAGCUCUGCUUCGCCUCGUCUUUCGCCCGAGAAGAAAAAGAAACGAGGACUCAUCAAACGUGCCCAAAGACGCGCUACUCUUUAUGGGAAAACGGCGCUUCAAAUUGCUCACGCGGUCCGAAAAAAUCCGCCAAGGCUGACGACUUCGUUGCUGUGCGGUUAUUACACCGCAGAAUUCAAGCUCACUCCUACAAAAUAUGCGGCAAUUGAGCAGGCGGUGAAAGAGCAAUCGCCGCUCAAGAAAAAACAGAUUCGUCAAAAAACCCCGUCGCCAAAGAAACAGAAAGCUCUGGCCAUUCUUGGCAUCGAUGAAAAGCCAACUGCCACUGCUGCUCCCGCUGACGAUUAUCCGAAAGUCGUUGCAAACGAAGGGUUGCUCUUCCCCUUUCAAUACUUCAAUCCGGCUCAUAACGAAGGAACUGCAAUGAUGCACGCCGUCCCAGCGGAACAUGUUUUCAAGCCCGGCCCGGACAUUCGCUAUGCACAAAUGAUUGACGAGCUCAAGGAAAACUUUGGCGAGAAAUGA